CAGAGGUAUGACUGUCCAUAUAGGGAAUGUUUCCGAGAACAGACGAUGGACGUUAUAAGCAGAAUAAAAAGUAUUUCGGAGAAAAGAGAGACACUAAAAGGACUACUAUUACUACUUUAGCAGAGAGUAAACUUGACAGACUGUUUUUAUUAUUGUGUGGAAGUUUUACUUAUUUCAACCAUGAAGACGUGUGGUAUCAUGGUUAUUGUACAGGUGUGAAGUUGACACACAUCACUCGUCAUGGACGUACCACUGGAAAUAAGGUUUUGACUGAAAAGUUGGAAUCAAUUAACAAAUGUUGGGAUGACUUGCAAUCACAAACACAAAGUUGAAGCUGGGUGUUGAAAGAUUCGUUCCAUGAUGGCUGAGAGCUCAUUUGUCCCAAUUCUCGAAAUAAGAGACGAGUUCGUGACCUGUGAGAUUUGCCUGGAUUAUUUCAACGAUGGAGAGAAAUGUCCGCGCAUUCUCCCGUGUCACCACUCGUUUUGUUGUCAGUGUCUCAUUUCUCUCUGGGAAAACUCACAACAAGGAGUGACGUGUCCGAACUGUCGACGGAUGUGGCCUGUUCAGAAUUCUAUCGAGGCGACAUUUCAACAAAACAAGGUACUCAGUAAUUUAGUUGAAUAUAUUGUGUUGAAAAACAGAAGAGGCGAGAUAAACUGUCACGACUGCCCCAAUGAUUCCACAGCAACGUCUCGCUGUAUUGACUGCCAGGAGUACAUGUGUGACGCAUGUACAUCAUACCACAACAAAUUCACAAUAUCAAAACACCACAAGACGGUUCUCAUAACAGAACUGGUGAAUAUGGCUCAAGAUGAGUAUUUCCAACAGAAGGAGAUGUGUACAAAUCACGAGAAUUUCAAGUUGGAGAUUUUCUGCAAGGAUUGCUCAACUGCCGUGUGUCCAAACUGUGCCCUUGUUUCCCAUAGAGACCACGAGAUUUGUAAUCUGAAAGAUGUUUAUAAUGAGAAAACAGAAUUAAUCAGAACUGGUUUGAAAGAUUUACAGACAUCAGAAGAAAAACUCAGAAUAUAUUCAGAAAGAUUAACAGGAGAUGUCCAAACACUUGCUGCGACAGAACAGAAUCUUUUGAGCGAUAUUGAUGAAUCAAGUAACAAAAUCAUUGCCAAAGUUAAGGAAAUAGCAACACAGCUAAAAGAAGAUGUUAUUUCAAAGGCAGCCCAAAAAAAAGAUCAGAGGAGCGAGCAGAUUGAAUUGAUUGCACAGUCUGAAGGUGUGAAGGCCGAGCAUAGUCUGCAUUGCCAACAGGCUUUGCAGUUCGCUCGACAAGUGGAAUUCAUUGAAAUAUGCCAGGUUCUUGAAAACGAAACGAAAAAUCUGGUGAAAACGCCGGAACUACCUGAACUGGAGAUAAAGAAAAUUAACGUGAAUCUGACGAUUUUUGAACAGAUUGAUAAACUAAUUCAGAAACCCGAGAUCGUGUGUGAACCAAUAACUGAAACCAUCUUCUUGUGCGACACGUCACAGUUCAGACCGUGUAUUGAACAUUCUAAAGCCAAGACGGAACAUGAAUCUGAUGUCAUCACUGUUACUUUUCUUCCAAAGAAAAAUAGACAUCAUGACCAUAAAACAGAGAUGGAAGUCGCCAUCCCAUCUCCUGUAGAAAUCAGUCAGAAUGUGGAAGGAAGCUUGAAGACUUCUACUGCUAUUGCUGGUGGUCUCCAGUACAAAUCUGAUAUCUCGGGUCGUCAAAAAACGUCCAUGAGUAUCAAUGGCUACCACGUAUUUGAUGACAGACUUGACGUCAAGCACCAUGAUGAAGAUCUGGUUAGAAAACUACUUAUAGGCGUUGAUGGUCGGUCAGAAGAAUACAGAGAAAUAUGUUUACCGAACAUUGAAUUUGAUCGCAAGAGGAGAAACAGGAAAUUGUGCGAUAUUAUAGAGAGCGGUCUGCUGGUCAACACACAUUCACCCACACUUCCAUUUAAUCCUCCAGACAGUCUACAGAUAUUUAGCGGAGUUACAGACAGAAUUCCUAUAUCAGGACUUGGGUGCUGGUAUUGGCAGACGAAUGUAGAUUGUACGAUGCUGGAAAAAGCUGACACAAAUAAAGUGGCAGCACAAGUUGGUGUCUGUGUAGAAGGACAUUGCGAUGAUGAGAUACAGAUUGCAAAGAACAAACACGCGUGGUGUGUUGGUGUUCACAGCUGUGCCACUCACAACAGUAUGUGUCUAAAGGCUGCAUCACGUGGACCGUAUCUGUGUGACAUCCCCAUAGCUAGACUUAAACCAAACACGAGUCUGAACAUCACACUGGGGUUACUUCUUGACACACAGAACUCCAUUCUCCACGUGGUGAACCUCAACACCAAGUCACUGGUUCACUCCAUACCAAACAUCUACACAUCACAGCCGCUGAUGCCCGUGUUUGGUGUGUACAUUCAUACAUAUUUCGACGUCAAACUGAGAGUAUCAUCCGUCACGGAUCUGUCCGUGGAUCCGGCCUCGCUGAUGUUACUCUCCAGUUUAGUUCAGCCCUGAUUAUCUCCCUCAGUUAAUCAAACGUCAGCUUUACAACUGAAUUAAAUUUACUGGCUUCUGUGGUAUCGUGGUUAAGGAUGGUAGGUACAGGGUUUGCAGCCAGGUACCGGCUCACACAUAGAGUGAGUUUUAAUGACCCAAUGGGUAAGACCACUAUACCCUCUUCUCUCUUACUAACCACUAACAACUAAUUACUAACCAGAUAGCUGAGGUGUGUGCAAAGGACAGCGUGCUUGAACCUUAGUUGGAUAUAAGCACGAAAAUAUUGAUAAACUGAAAAGAAGCAAAUUUUAUCAUAAUUAAAAUUAACUGAAAAUAUAACAUGAGUCAGUACAGUCUUCGGAAAUUAAAGUACUUGUUUUUCUUGUAACAUUAAUGUUAUGUGUAUAUAAAAUAUGUAUGUGUAAUGCUAUUUUUAUAACUAGAGAAACACGAAAUCGUCCUAAUGAAAACACUCGUGUUUCUGAUUAGUUAAUUGCAGAUUUGUUUUGACGAUUAUAUAAAGGUUAAAGAUAGCAGACGUCACAGCAGGCGUGGAUCUGCGGAAGUCAGAAAGCUUGCCGGCAUCUUUGUUUCUUUUUUUCUUUCUUUUUCUUGUGUCUCUUUCUUGUGUGUUUUGCUUGUUUUUGUAGGGGUCUCUCUCUCCUCCUCUCUCUCUCUCUCUCUCUCUCUCUCUCUCUCUCUCUCUCUCUCUCUCUCUCUCUCUCUCUCUCUCUCUCUCUCUCUCUCUCUCUCUCUCUAUCUCUCUCUCUCUCUCUGUGUGUGUGUGUAGUGUCUCUCUGUGUGUGUGUGUGUGUGUGUGUACGUGCCUUUUAUAUUUUGAUUUGGUUUCCUUUGUUUAUUAUCUUUGGUGGUAGGGUAGGCGAGGUUGUCUGCACGUGUUUCCAUGAUGGGAUUGCUCAACAUUCAUUCGUCUGGAUUAUCUUUGUUUUAUACUUUUGUGUUCUUCUAUGUUUGAUGUAACAGUUAAUGAUGAUAAUGAUGAUAUUGUGGAUCAUGUUAAUGAUGAUGAUGAUGAUGAUGGUAAGUAAUGAAUGAAUGAAUGUUUAACGACACCCCAGCACAAACAUUCACAUCGGCUACUGGGUGUCAAACAAAGUUGUGUGAUGGGAAAGAUGAUAAUGUAAAGUUACUGAUGGUGAACGUAUCUACUACUAUAAUGCUGAUAUAACGUAUUGGAGUGUAUGUAUAGAACGACCAUUCAAUAUUCUACUAUUGUGCUGAUAUGACGUACUGGAGUGCAUAUAUAGCACGACCAUUCAAUGUUCUACUAUAGCACUGAUAUAACGUAUUAGAGUGCAUGUAUAGCACGACCAUUCAAUGUUCUACUAUAGCGCUGAUAUGACGUAUUGGAGUGCAUGUAUAGAACAACCCUUCAGUGUUCUACUAUAGUUCUGAUAUAGCGUAUUGGAGUGUAUGUAUAGAACGACCAUUCAAUGUCCUAUUAUAGCGAUGAUGUAACGUAUUGGAGUGCAUGUAUAGAACGACCAUUCAAUGUUCUACUAUAGUGCUGAUAUAACGUAUUGGAGUGCAUGUAUUCAAUCCCCUUUAACAGGGUGAAUUAGUAAAAUAGUGUAAACUCCUGGGUUAUCUGCCCUUGAUUGUGAUAACUGAUUCAGAGUCAGAGAGUAAACUACUGGGCUAUCUGCCCUUGAUUAUGAUAAGUGUUUCAGUGUCAGACAGUAAACUCCUGGGUUAUCUGUCCUUGACUGUGAUAACUGUUUCAGUGCCAGAGAGUAAACUCCUGGUUUAUCUGCCCUUGAUCGUAAUAACUGUUUCAGUGCCAGAGAGUAAACUCCUGGGUUAUCUGUCCUUAUUUGUCAUAACUGUUUCAGUGCAAGAGAGUAUACUCCUUGGUUAUCUGUCCUUGGUUGUCAUAAUUGUUUCAGUGCCAGAGAGUAAACUCCUGGGUUAUCUGCCCUUGGUUAUGAUAACUGUUUUAGCGCCAGGGAGUAAACCCUUGGGUAUCUGCCCUUGAUUGUGAUAACUGUUUCUGUGCCAGAGAGUAAACUCCUGGGUUAUCUGCCCUUGAUUUUGAUAAGUGUUUUAGUGUCAGAGAGUAAACUCCUGGGUUAUCUGUCCUUGAUUGUGAUAACUGCUUCAGUGCCAGAAAGUAAACUCCGGAGUCGUCUGACCUUGGUUGUGAUAACUGUUUCAGUGCAAGAGAGUAAACUCCUGGGUUAUCUGCCCUUGAAUGUGAUAACUGUUUCAGUGCCAGAGAGUAAACUCCUGGGUUAUCUGCCCUUGGUUGUGAUAACUGUUUCAGUGGCAGAGAGUAAACUGCCCUUGGAUUAAUUUAAUUUAAUGUUGUUGCUGUUUAACGACACCACAAGAGCACAUUGAUUUAUUAAUCAUCGGGUAUUGGUUGUCAAACAUUUGGUCAUUUUGACAUAUAGUCCAAGGGAUCUUUUA
Molecule: messenger RNA, 4914 nt
Organism: Gigantopelta aegis
Lineage: Eukaryota; Metazoa; Mollusca; Gastropoda; Neomphalida; Peltospiridae
Exons: 4
Coding region: 358-2502 (714 amino acids)
Biological process (GO): positive regulation of DNA-templated transcription
Cellular component (GO): nucleoplasm; chromatin
Molecular function (GO): zinc ion binding; ubiquitin-protein transferase activity
Source: RefSeq, a predicted model, not a curated record